Linum tenue is the source of this 714-nucleotide messenger RNA. Lineage: Eukaryota; Viridiplantae; Streptophyta; Magnoliopsida; Malpighiales; Linaceae. The record is from the annotation of a GenBank genome assembly.
UCAAAUUACCCUUUUGUGGAAAGUGGAAGGAUUUCUGUUGAAGAAGCCUUUCCCCCCCCCCCCCCCUUCUUUGGGGCAUUUUGUCAGACAGGUAAGGUGCAAAGUUCAAUACACUCCAAGAGAACAGGAACACUUGGGAAAUGGUUCCAUUACCACGACAGUAGCAGUGCAGCGGUGAAGAAGAAAGACAGGGCAAGAAUGGAGAGCGCGAGGAUACACUCUGCUGUAGUGGUGGCCGGUCUGGCGGCAGGGUUGGCCGCCGAGGCUGCAGCUGGAAAUUCCGGUGGAGGAGGCUCAUUAAUGAGCAUGGCUUUAGCUUCUGCGACGGAACUCAUUGCCUCGUACUGCAUAGAGCUAGCUGAGUUGGCCGGAGCCGAUCACGAGCGAGUCGGCUCGGUGGUGAGAUCGGGCGUCGAUAUUCGGAGCCCUAGUGAUCUUGUUACGCUCACUGCUGCAGCUUCCACAGUUUUAAGAGGAGAAGCAACUCUGAAAUCGAGAUUGCCAAAGGAAGCAACAAAAAAUGCAGCUAAUAGUCCUUACGAUUGGGCAAUGUCGGAUGUUGAUUCCACCUCAAGCUUGGUUUCACAGUCCCAAGACAAGCAGCAACUGACUCCAGCAUGCGAUGGAGAUCUUUUGCAGCCAACUACUAAAGGAGCACUGAGAUGGAAAAAGGUCUCUGUUCACAUCAACAAGAAAUCUCAGGUUGUUUAUUAA